Messenger RNA from Mesorhabditis spiculigera, 351 nucleotides. The record is from the annotation of a GenBank genome assembly. NCBI's taxonomy places the organism in Eukaryota, Metazoa, Nematoda, Chromadorea, Rhabditida, Rhabditidae.
AUGACCGAAGUUGAGCAAUUGCCGCAGACUGCCGAAUUCAAGGACCCCGUCGAGCCUCAGCACAUCUUCAUUGGACGCCGGGAUGCCGUCAUGAAAAACGCCGACAUGCCACAGGAGAUGCAGGACGACGCGAUAGAAUUGGCACAGCAGGCUAUCGACAAGUUUCGAUUGGAAAAGAACGCCAUUCAGGAAAUGGCAGCGUUCAUCAAAGCCGAAUUCGACAAGCGGCACUACCCAUCAUGGCAGGUCGUUGUCGGCAGCAAUUUCGGCUCGUACGUCACGCACGAGACCAACCGCUUCAUCUACUUUUACAUUGCCCAUAUCGCGUUCAUGUUGUACAAAACCGGGAUC